This is a messenger RNA of Sinocyclocheilus anshuiensis, 4713 nucleotides long. RefSeq names its product RNA polymerase II-associated protein 1-like. The transcript is spliced from 24 exons. Gene Ontology annotation, biological process: transcription by RNA polymerase II. NCBI's taxonomy places the organism in Eukaryota, Metazoa, Chordata, Actinopteri, Cypriniformes, Cyprinidae. Bases 356 to 4585 code for a protein of 1409 amino acids. The record is from RefSeq and is a predicted model, not a curated record.
CUACACAUAAUAACCCGGAACUGAAGUCACGUCUGUAAACUCUACAUGUGUUGGUUGUGGCUGUGCGUUUAGUGUACAUAUUCAGUCAAAUAGCUGAUAGAUGACCUAACUGGAUUUACAAUAAAGGAAUAUUUCCAUCAUUGCUGUGCUGAUCACGGGCUGAUUAUUAAUACUAUUAGAAACUUGCUGGAAAUGUGCAUAUUAUCCUCUGCAAGCCAACAAGAAAACUUUCAGACUGUCAGUCAGUGAAGUACAAGAUGAAAUGGCAAAUUUGAGAGCUAAAUCUUGAAUCAUUAUUAUUUCUGACAGUCUCCUCCGAACCAUUAGACGCCCUUGUGUUAAUUCGGGAGCUGGGAUGUUGCGGCGUCCCAAGCCCACGGACAGCGAGGCGGAUCUGCUCCGGGAGCAGCAGGAGCUUCUGGCGGCGGGCGGUCAGUCCACUGUCGCUGUAGUGAAGCGCCCUGAUAAACGCAGAGGAGACGCUGCCGCAGCUGAUGCACAGGAUCAGAGAAACCAGAGAGAUGUUGUGACUAUAGAAGAUCUUCCAGAUGAGCUUCCCUCCUUGACCCCUGCACCUCCAAAGAAGUCACGCUUCAAACAGGAGCGGGUGCGUUUUGAAGAUGAGGACCCAGGAGAGCGACUGGACAGACAUGAUACCCACAUCAGUGCUGUCCUAUCUAGAAUCAUUGAGAGGGACACGAGUGCAGUACCUGUGUCGCUCCCGUGUAUCACAGGCGCUGCUUUCCCUAAAGUCUUACAUAGAUCUGUAAUGGGAAGUGAGGGGCAGGAAAGAGCUCCUAAAGGAAGAAAAAGUAUUUUUGCACGUCAAAUUGCAGCACAAAGGGCUAAGGAAGAUGUUCAGUCUUUAAAUUGUUCAGAGACUAGAGAUCAGUCUUCUGCAUCUAGACAUGUGAGCUUCUCACCAUUGCAGAAUAUGGAGACUGAGCGACCUGAGUCAAAUGUAAUGGACCGUGUUGGUGGCCCUGUGCUACUUACGGGUCAAGGACUUGGGAUUGCAAAUAGUGGCAUGGAGACAAUGAAAAUCCAUGAGGAGAAUCAGACAAAGUUGCAGGCGAUGUCCCAGAGUGAGAUCCUGGAGGAACAGAGGAAGCUGCUGGCACAGCUUGGCCCUAGAUUAGUAGACUUCGUGAGAUCUCGAAAGGCACAGAGAACCCCAGGAUCUGAGUCAGCGUCUGGUCCUGUGCAAAGAGAAGACUUCCUGAAUGAACCUCUGCCUAACAGCACGUCUCCACAGUUAGACCACACAAUAAAAGCUCAGGAGUCUCAGAGGGAUACCAUGGAGGAUGAUGAGGAAGAUGAGAAUCAGCUUGUAGCUCAACCUCCAAUUACAGAGGAGGAGCUGCCAAUCAAGCCUCAAAAGGAAUGGCUUCACAUGGACAAGGUGGAGCCAGAAAAACUGGAAUGGACAAGAGACCUUCCUGCACCCAGGGAGCAGAGCACCAAUAAGGCUAUGCAAGCACGUUUUGAUUUUACUGGCACUCUCAUCCCAUCCACCAAAGACUUGCCCACCCAUUUAGGCUUGCAUCACCAUGGAGAGGAGCCAGAGCUGGCUGGCUACUCGCUGCAAGAGCUUUUCCUCCUCUCUCGCAGUCAGCUGAACCAACAGCGCAAUCUGGCCGUCAGCACUCUCGCUAAUGUCCUGGCCAAAGCCCGGGCUGGUGAGUACAUUUCCUCUCUGAAGGGCAGCGUCUUGUCUUCUUUACUGGAUGCUGGAGUCCUCUUUCUUCUGCGGUUCUCCCUGGAUGACACUGUGGAGGGUGUGAUGUCAGCAGCUGUGCAUGCCUUGCGAGCUCUGCUGGUUUCAUCUGACGAUGAAGAGUGCUUGGAUAAUGCUUUCUCAUGGCUGCUCGGGAUGGCAACCUUUCCUUUACUGCCCACUGCUCAGGAGGAUGAGGACGAGGAUGAUGAAGGCUUGGAUGAGACCAUGAAAGAAACUACUAAAGAGAAAGAAGAAAAAAAAACAGAUCAUGAUGUUGCUAGGCAGGAUGUUGUCAAGGGCUUUCUGAAGAUGCAGGGUCUUCCUCGGCUGCGGUAUAUCCUGGAGGUGGUGCGGCCCUCACCCCGGGUUGUUCUUGAUAUUCUGGAGGUUCUGAUCCGAAUCGCUCGCCACUCGACUACUGCAGCAACACAGAUCCUGGACUGUCCGCGGCUAAUGAACACUGUGAUUGCUGAGUUUCUUCCCUGCUCCUGGGCUCCUGCCACCUCACAGGCUCCAUCCUCUUUGUAUGGGCUCCCUGUUGCCUUGGCAAUGAAGCUGCUUCGUGUUUUAGCAAGUGCUGGGAGGCAUGCUUGUGCUAGAAUACUUAACUCUCUAGGAGGGAAGGAGGUUUUGUCACGUUUUGUGGUUGUGGAACCAUCAGAGAUGUUGCUGGAAGCAGGUGAAGCUCUUCGCUGCAGUACAGAGGUGCUGAGGCUGUUCGCAGUGGCUGCCAGCUACGGACAGGCUUGCAAUCUGUACACGGACCUGUAUCCUGUGCUGGUGAAGAGGUUGCAGGCUGGGAACUGGCGGUGUGCUUCAUCUGAGGCUGUGCUGCUUCUGGAGCUGGACCCAAUCAGAGCUCUGCUCGUGCUGCUGACUCAGGUCACUCAAACGGCAGGAUGCCAUGAAGAACUGCAGAGAGACCUAGUCAGUGCUCAGGGUGCAGAGUGUCCUCCACCUCCUCCGGUUGUGUGGAGUCAUGUGACGGGUCUCCAGCCCACUGUCAUUAGCUCUCUCAAGGGCUGUGUGAGAGCACUCGAUGGCCCAGCUCAAAUGUCAAGUGCUCUGAUUCUGCUUCCAUCCUACCUGCUCUACAUGGAGGCGUAUUAUUCACAGCUCUGUGUACAAAGCUCUUUCCAGCCGGUACAGUGUCUACAGGAACUCGAGUCACUAACUUCAGACGUGCUUCUGCCACUGAUAUCCCAUCAGGCCAUGCAAAAUAUAACCAGCUGCUUUAGGUCCAGCUCUAUGAUCUGUAACCCCGGGCUGAGUGCGGCUGGUGGGGAGGUCGUCUCCAGUCUGCCAGGUCUGGGCUGCUCGAGGAUGAAGACCUCCAGCACAAUAGCAGGGCCCAACUCCCCUCUGUCUCUCCCUACUGCCCUCCUGUACCUGCUGAACACCAUCACCUCCAUCCACAAAGGCUUACUAAAGAAGUUCAGUCCUCUCAUCCUCUCGGACUCUGUACUGAGUUAUCUGCGGUCUUGUAUCGGAGCCAUGCCCUCUGUUUCUCACAUGAGUGCCUGGAUUUCAUGCCACGAGCACCACCUGCUGUAUCUGCUGCUCAGACUGGCUCACAAGCUGGUUCCAGUUGACCCAGAGGUGGCCAAACACGCCACCUUGUUCCACCAAGUAUCGCUGGCUCUAGUGUCCUGGCUGCUGCCUGGCAGUGAAUAUCAGGCACAUGAACUCAUGUCUUUCGUGACCUUCAGUCACAGCCUCCUUCCGGAGGGCAUCUGUGGUGAACCAGAGAUGGCUGCAUUGGCUGAGCUGCAGCUUAAAGACAGGACUUCACUUGCCGUUGGUGCUCUGCUGCGUGACGCUCUCCAUCAUUUGCCCUCCAUCCGCGGUUGUUACCUCACCCACCUUGCACACAUGGAAUCCUCUGUCCUUUCGUCUCGUGACCGGUACCUCGGCCGAACGCCUUUUGUCAGCUCUCAUCUCCUACCUGAACUUACCGGCCCCUCCCUGCCUUCUGAUUGGCCCUUCUUACCGCUCAUAAGUCUCUAUGAGCGAAUGGGGCUGUCAGCUGGUGGUGGGCAUCAGGUUGAGUCUCUUCCAGCAGGGUCAGUGCAGUCAGUCACUAACUGCCUUCAAUGGCUGCUUGUUCUGGAGAGUUGGCGAGAGCAGGCGCUCACGGCGGUGCCACCAGUGGCAAAGUUAGCCCGGCUAGCCUGUGUCUUUCUGUGCUCCAGUGACCUCUUCCUGGAGCAGCCUGUGCAAGAGCUUACUUGGGCGCUGUUUCGCAGGCUAACACGGCCAGCUCAGCUUGAGGCGCUGGAUCUGGGCUCACCUCCACCAGGCUUGGCUUCCUUUCAUGACCUAUACUCGGCUCUGCUGGCGCAGUAUGAGGCGGUGUCAUUCGGUGACCCACUCUUUGGCUGCUUCAUGCUUUUGCCUCUACAGCGGUGCUACAGUGUCACCAUGAGGCUGGCUGUGUUUGGAGAACAUGUUGGAAUGUUGCGAUCGCUGGGGGUCCCGCUACAGCAGCUGCCUAUUCCACUGGAGAAGUUCACGUCCCCCAUGGAAGACUCCCUUCCUCUGUUGCGGCUGUAUUUUCGAGCACUAGUAACUGGAGCUCUGAAGAGGAGCUGGUGUCCUGUACUUUAUGUGGUGGCUGUUGCCCACCUGAAUGCGUUUAUCUUCUCCCAGGAUGCAGUGGCAGAGGAGGUGGAGGCGGCAUGUCGGAACCUGCUGAGAAAGACCUACUACCUGACAGAUGAGGUGUUAAAGAACCACCUGCUUCUUUUUCAGCUGCCCCAGCAGAAUUCAGAGCUGGGCUUCAGCAUCUAUGAACAGCUGCCCCCCAUUCGUGCCCGCAGGUUGGAAAGCAUUGUGGGAACAGAAGUAAAGGGGGGAGAAAGGUGAAAAAGGAAAAAUCCUGUCCCACAGUUUUGUAUGUGAUUUGUAAACUACCAUCCUCAUAUCUGUGGUUUUUGGCCGGUUAGGAACAAGUUGCUACCAUAGACUUUAAAAUAAACAUUUCGUUUCUUGUG